AACAUUUCCUGCAUCUCACCGGACGACAUCUCACGACACCCUUUUUGGGAAUCACUGAAUCAGAUCCAUGUUGUGGCAAAGCCAUCUGACAAUCCCUCCGCCGCCUCGACCGCCUCAUCUUCUCCUCUUCCUAAUCCUCCUCCUCCUCUUCCUCCUCGCGGGCUGCAGCGUCUCCACCUCAGACAUGAGCACGGAAUAAAAAUAGCAAGGGAUUGCAAUGAAAAAGAGCCUGAACAUCCAUUGGUCUCAUCUGAAGUUGGGUGUGGAGCACAUGGAUUGCCUCGCUUGUAAACAUUGUGCGGUGCUGUGCUGAGUGCGUCUGCCUCACCAUCGGCUCCCUACCAGAUUCCAUCUCCCAGAUGUGAGCCUUUUUUCCUUCUAUUGAUGCGACCGGUGGUGCUGGUCAUCAUGGGAUGCGGCGCCUCUGUUGCCAUAGAGACACAAUCGGCAAGGGUUGAGACAGAUGAAGCAAAGACGCCCAGUCCAGCACUAACUAUGAAGGCAGCUGUACUGAUCCAGCGCUGGUACCGGCGCUACAUGGCCCGUCUGGAGAUGAGGCGAAGAUACACAUGGAACAUCUUCCAAUCCAUCGAAUAUGCCGGUGAACAGGACCAGCUACAGCUGUCCGGUUUCUUCAGCUUCAUGCUCGACAAUUUCACUCAGUUGAAUGGAGACAGGCCAGAUCUGAUUUCCCAGCUUCUGGAGCCUGUCGUUGACCCCCGGUUAGACCGAGAGGCGUGCUACGACUCCAUCCACGUUCCAGAGUCAUACAUCGGACCGCGACUGUCAUUUCCCCUCUCGGUGUCGGACACAAACGCACUUCUGAGCGCCUUCAAAGAUCAGCGGACUCUCCACGCCAGAUACGUGCUGCAGCUACUCUACGAGACCAAGAAGCUCCUCAAACAGAUGCCCAACGUCGUCCAGCUGUCGACAUCGUACACCACGGAGAUCACAAUAUGCGGUGAUCUUCAUGGGCAACUUGAUGACUUACUUCUUAUAUUUUAUAAGAACGGCCUUCCUUCUGCUGAGACGCCGUACGUGUUUAACGGAGACUUUGUGGACCGGGGGAAAAAGUCCAUCGAGGUGGUCACCCUGCUAUUUGCUUACCUGCUACUUUACCCCGACUACAUGCAUCUGAACCGAGGAAACCAUGAGGACCACAUCAUGAACCUCAGAUAUGGGUUCACAAAAGAGGUCAUGCAGAAGUACAAGGCUAACGGAUGUCAGAUCUUGCAGAUUUUUCAGGACGUCUUCAGUCUUCUGCCCGUUGCCACAGUGAUAGACGGGAAGGUCCUAAUUGUUCACGGGGGCAUAUCCGAUCAGACUGACCUCGACUUCCUCAGUGUCCUUGACCGGCACAAGGUUAAAUCAGCCCUGAGGCUUCCCAGACGCUGUUUGGAACAGCUGCACAUCGGUCAGUCCCUCAAGCAGAUGAAGAGAAUGAGAGCGACGGACACUUCUCGCAGUCACGCUAAAAACCAAAGAACCCCCAACCUGAGAAGAAGAAGUUCCAGAAUGAACCGGCAAGGCAGGUCGGCCUCCCCUUCUUCCUCGUCUUCCUCCUCUUCUUCCUCGUCUUCCUCGCUCUGCUCCCCACAAACUCCGUCGUGCUUCUCGCCUAACCCGUUCCCGUCCUCUCCCAAUAUGCCGUACGACAUCAACAUCCUCCAAGUGCCUUUCCUGGAUUCUGCGAUGUCCAUUCCGUCUCCUUUGCCUCCGCAAAAUGAGCAGGAAUGGAAACAGAUUGUCGACAUACUUUGGAGUGACCCCAAAACCCAAGAAGGCUGCAGACCCAACACAUUCCGAGGCGGCGGCUGCUACUUCGGCCCCGACGUCACGCGGAGAUUGCUGCUCCAACACGGCCUGCAGCUGAUUAUCAGAUCCCACGAGUGUAAACAGGAAGGUUAUGAGCUGUGUCACGGCGGACAGGUCAUCACCAUCUUCUCUGCAUCCAACUAUUAUGAGGAGGGAAGCAACCGAGGCGCCUACAUCAAACUGGGGAGAGAUCUGACGCCACGCUUCUACCAGUACCAAGUCAGCCGCUCAACACGCAAACUCACAUUGACUCAAAGAGUUCGAGUUGCUGAGAGCUCCGCUCUCCGGGCCCUAAAAGAGAAAGUGUUCGCCCAUCGGUCUGACCUCAUUUCAGGCUUCCAGAAGUAUGACCAGAAUAAUACUGGCAGUGUGACGGUCAGUGAAUGGGCUCAGGUGUUGGCGUCCGUCUUGAGGCUGGACCUGCCAUGGAGGACGCUCUGUCCGCAUUUAGCUCACCUGGCACCAGACGGCAAUGUGGACUAUAGGUCCUGCUUUGAGGAUAUGGGACCAGGGAUACAGCUGCCUCAGGUCACACCGAACCUGGCAGAGACUCUGUUUCGAUACAGGACAGACAUUGAGAUCAUAUUUAACAUUAUAGACAAAGACCAUUCAGGUCUCAUUUCCAUCGAAGAGUUCCGUCAUACCUGGCGCCUCUUCAGUGCUCACCUGGGGGUGGACAUCACCAACGGAGCCAUUGAUGACCUGGCUCGAAGUAUCGACUUCAACAAGGACGGCAGUAUAGACUUCACGGAGUUCCUGGAGGCUUUCCGCGUUGUGCACAAGCUGGACAACAAGGAUCAGCAACUCAAGAUAGAUAGAGCGUAGGGUGCAGACCUUUUGUUUUUAGAUGGUUUGUCUUUUAUCUGGAAAUGUAUUAUAUUAACUCAUUCACUGCCAGCCUUCCCAGCUAACAUGGACAUUUGACUUCUAAAGCCGUCAAUGGCGGUGACUGUGUUAAGAUUUUCUGAACUGUUGAUGAUUAUUAUUCAUUCUGCAAUGUACAGUACAUGUACAAAUGUACAAAAAGUAAAAAGGGCUUCUGGGUGAAAUUUUAGGAUGAACCUAACCUUCAUAGGUGAACGUAAUACAAAGGAUGUUUCAGUAUUUUUUGCACAACUUGCUGUUCUCUAAGCAGCAGCUGAAUGGCAAAAUUCACAAGGGUUUGAUCCAUGACUUGACAAAUAAAUGUCCUGGUUCUGUCAUAGAAUUGGUAUUUCAACAUAAACAGGUUGGAGUCCGUAUACUGGUAUCCAGUCAGCAAAGGCAUCAGUGUCAAAAAAAUGGGAGGCAAAAAAAAAAGGUGAGCUUAAUAAUCAAACAGGGUUGAAGUUUACAAUGACUCAGUGGCGAGAACAAGGAAUGCUGAAAAUGUGACAAGGUACAAGGAACUGGUAAUGAGCCACGAGGUCAAAUGCAUGAGGUAAUCGGGGAUAACGAAAGGUUCUUGUGCGUUUUAGGUUCAUCAUGAAAUUUCACCUGAAAGGCCAACAUGCUUAUUAUUAUUAUUAUUAUUAGGAGUAGUGUAUAUUCAAGCUUAGAAAUAGGGACUUUUUUUUGCUGGGAAUGAGGAAAUACGGCUCACCCCUAAAUUCCCUGAUAGUAUGUACUGUUGUGCCUUUAAAAGCAGCGAGGAUAAGCUGUCAAUUCAGUCACGCCCACACUUGCUUUGUUAGUUUGUUAGUAAACUAGUUCUGUUUUCAGCAUACUGUGGUCAGUAGGCUGCACCUGAUCAAUUUCUAGCCCUGAGCAUCAUACAUAGUAUAUGUGUUUAAAUGCUGGUUUACAAUAAAAGUACAGUGGAACCUCGAUGAAACAGA
This is a messenger RNA of Phyllopteryx taeniolatus (common seadragon), 3632 nucleotides long. It is a transcript of the gene ppef1, whose product is annotated as protein phosphatase, EF-hand calcium binding domain 1. Gene Ontology annotation, biological process: detection of stimulus involved in sensory perception. The transcript has 19 exons. Gene Ontology annotation, cellular component: cytosol; nucleus. Gene Ontology annotation, molecular function: iron ion binding; protein binding; manganese ion binding. The record is from RefSeq and is a predicted model, not a curated record. Bases 385 to 2640 code for a protein of 751 amino acids. NCBI's taxonomy places the organism in Eukaryota, Metazoa, Chordata, Actinopteri, Syngnathiformes, Syngnathidae.